AUGGCACGAUCAGUCCUUCUUUCCGGCGCUUUGCUGGUGCUUCAUGUUACUGCUCAAACAGCCUCGCCUUUCACAGACGACAAGACUGGUAUUACUUUCAAUGGAUUUCAACAUUAUUCUGGGUAUCGAUUUGGUCUUGCAUUGCCCGAGAAUCCAUCUACCGACUUCAUUGGCCAGAUUGUGGGGCCGGUCAACAGCACGGGAGGAUGGGCUGGUGUCUCGAUGGCUUCAUCCAUGACAGAUCACUUGCUGAUAGUUGCUUGGCCGAAUGGGGAUGAAGUUGUUUCGUCAUUCCGCAAAGCCACUGGCUAUACUUCUCCCCCAAUAACCACCGGAAACUUCUCCAUGACGACGAUUCCUACUGGCACCUACACAAAUGGCACUGCAUUCUCUUACACCUUUCUUUGCUCAGGGUGUAUUACUGACGAUGAUGUCGGGCUCUCCAUCUUGGAAGCUACAACAGUUCUCGGCUGGGCGUGGUCUAAUCAAGCCGUUACGGAUCCUACUUCUGCAUCCUCUGCUUUGACUUACCAUGCUGCCGGGUUUGGUGCUUUCGGUGUUACUGUCGCUGAUGCGGAGAGCUCGGAGUACAGUACCUGGGCGGCCUUGGCUACCGGCGGCAACUCUACUUUCCCGAGUGGAAAUUCAACCACUCCAAUUGGUGGUGGUGGUUCUGCAAACGGCACAAUGGGAGGAAAUGCCACCGCUACUAUUUCAAAUUCAACCUAUGACUACAUCGUUGCUGGCGCCGGGGCUGCCGGUAUUGUCGCCGCUGAAAGACUUGCAGAGAGCGGAGCUACCGUCAGCGCUUCCAACCCGCUGGCUACCGUCCUCCUACUUGAACGUGGUGGUCCAUCCUUUGCAUCUACCGGGAAUACCGAUACACUCUCGUGGAAUAGCUCUGUCACUAUGUAUGAUGUUCCCGGCCUCGAUUAUUAUCUUAGCGUGGCUGGAACUCCAGCCUUUUGCACGGAUACGGCCGAUCAAGCUGGUUGCUUACUUGGUGGCGGGACUAUGGUCAAUGCUAUGAUGUUUAUCCACCCACAGGAUAAGGAUUUUGAUGAUAAAUGGCCAACAGGCUGGAAAUGGUCCGACGUUUCGGCUGCUGCUGACCGACUGUACGAGCGUAAUCCUGGCCAGAAUUACGGCUCAGUAGAUGGACUUCGCUAUAACGACCAAGCUUAUGAGGUUCUCUCGCAAUUCCUUGCCGGAAAUGGUUGGAACUAUGUGGAUUCGAUCAAAGAACCCAACGAUAAGAAGGAUGUCUUCACACACCCACCAUGGAGUACUGCGGACGGUCUUCGUGCAGGUCCCGUCCGAAACUACCUUCCGCUUGCAUUAGCCAUGUCCAACUUUAAGCUAAUGCUGAAUACGAUGGUAAUUCGCGCUGUUCGCAAUGGAUCCACUAUUUCGGGCGUUGAAACAGAAUGUGGCGUAACCGGGAAACGCGUCAUCUACAAUGUCAACUCAGGCGGCGGUGUUAUUCUGGCGUCCGGUGCCAUGUCUACCCCUCGUAUUCUCUUUAACAGCGCCAUUGGGCCUAGGGAGCAAAUUCAGACUGUUGCGAGUGGAUCGACAGGCGUUAUUCUCCCUGCUGAAUCUGAAUGGAUCAAUCUCCCAGUCGGAGCUGAGAUCAGAGAUCAUCCCAUAUUCCCAGUUAAGUUUUCCACCAAAGUUAACAUGCCUGCUCUUGGUACCACCGAUUUCACAAGCCCCAACGAGACUACUGUCGAACUAUUUGCCAAGGGCUCUGGAGCUCUCGCCCAAUCUGGACAACGCCUAAACUUCUGGAGCUCAGUGGAAACAUCAGAUGGACACACAAUUUUCGUACAAGGAACCUGCAAUGGUCCCGCCAACAACACCAUAUCCAUGAAAAUUUAUCUCACCCAUGGUGUUACUUCCGUUGGAAGCCUUGGAAUAACUGCCGAUGGCGCUACCGAAUUCAUUACAAAGCCCUGGUUGACAAGUGGCACCGAUAUUGAGGCCGCAACAAUUUUCAUGGACCGCCUCCUUGAGAUGAGCCGCAAGCCAAACUCAACACUCUCAUUUCUCUCUGCUGGAUCAUCUGGAAGCGUUACAGGCUCGAAUGUGACGGGUGCGGAUCUCCUGAAAGACUUUACUACUGGAGCUCACUUUGUGAGUACUGCGAAGAUGGGUGAGGACGAGACUACCGCAGUUGUGGAUACAAACACCAAGGUCUUUGGCACCGAUAAUUUGUUUGUUGUUGAUGCCAGCAUGCACCCCGAUCUUCCGACUGGCAACACCCAGGCAAUGGUCAUGGUCGCUGCUGAAGCCGCCGUCAUCAAGAUCCUGGCUCUGAAAGGAUCUUCAAACGGCUCUGCAAACGCCGUGAGUGCCCCUUCCCUUCCAAUCGGCACGGCCAUUCCCCAACCCUCUGGUACCGGUGCCUCAGCUGCAACUACCCUUUCUGCACCCCCUGAACCUCCAUCCUUACCCACGCGCAGUCCCUGGGAUAAUUGGCCCCCACAGCCAAGUCAGAAAGGAGAAGCCAAGACAAAGAGAAGCACAUCAGAAGAGAGAGGCUAA
Messenger RNA from Lindgomyces ingoldianus, 2547 nucleotides. Its product is annotated as FAD/NAD(P)-binding domain-containing protein. Bases 1 to 2547 code for a protein of 848 amino acids. Gene Ontology annotation, molecular function: flavin adenine dinucleotide binding; oxidoreductase activity, acting on CH-OH group of donors. The transcript is spliced from 5 exons. Lineage: Eukaryota; Fungi; Ascomycota; Dothideomycetes; Pleosporales; Lindgomycetaceae. The record is from RefSeq and is a predicted model, not a curated record.